AAGGGCUGGAGCUUUCAGCUGGCAUUCCAGGCGGAGUGUCCCAUCAAUGAAAACAGCAAGCUGACUGUGGCCAAAGGGGCGGCGAGGCAAGGCAUGAGAGAUGGCAAGACAGUGCCACCGUCCAUCAUUCAAUGGGAAGUCAGAGAGGUGUGCAAAGUGAAGCUCCUUCUUUUGAUAAACCACUAUGCCCAGGAUCCCAUCUCGGGGCUGAAUGCCACUGAAAUCACUAAGGAGCUGGAAUGUGUUUAUAAGAACUCCAUUUCAUCAUACCACACCAUCCCAAAGUGGGUGGCUGAAUUCAAGGACUCAACAUGUGGCUUAGAAGAUGCACCCCAAAGUGGCUGCUCAUUGACUACAACCACCGAUGAAAAUGUUGAAGCCAUGGAAUGUGUCGGUCAUCGGAAUUGUGACAUUGUUCGGUCACUUACCUCGUCCAGAGUGUCAAAGCAGCUGGUCUCCAAAACGGUCACGUGGUUUCAAGAGACUUAGAACCUAUAUGACAGACCGAGAUCUGGUCGACCACGCACUGCUGUAACCCCCCGCAACAUCAAAAGGGUUCGGUG
Darwinula stevensoni is the source of this 563-nucleotide messenger RNA. Lineage: Eukaryota; Metazoa; Arthropoda; Ostracoda; Podocopida; Darwinulidae. The record is from the annotation of a GenBank genome assembly.